AUGAUUCAGACACAGUCCCAGUUUGAGGAAUCUCUGCCCGGUGGCUCUGCAGCACAGAUGGUUGAUGCUUGCGACAUUGAGACUCCUGCUAGAAGGCACAGUGAAUCUACCGCGAUGGUGGGAGGCCUCCUCUCCGCUCACUUGCUGUCGAAGGCCGCGGGGAUGGAGCUGGAGGCGGGGUGGCCCUGCUCGGGGCCCCUUCUCAGGAUGGCUGAAGAAGCUGCACGCAGACUUCUGCCAGCGUUCCACACUCCGACAGGCAUGCCGUACGGCACGGUGAACCUGCUGCGCGGAGUGAACCCUGCGGAGACGCCAGUGACCUGCACAGCCGGGGUCGGCACCUUCAUCCUGGAGUUCGCCACACUGAGCAGGCUUACCGGGGACCCGGUCUUCGAGAAGGUGGCCAGGAAAGCACAUAAGUAA
Messenger RNA from Polyodon spathula (Mississippi paddlefish), 423 nucleotides. Its product is annotated as ER degradation-enhancing alpha-mannosidase-like protein 2. Gene Ontology annotation, molecular function: mannosyl-oligosaccharide 1,2-alpha-mannosidase activity; calcium ion binding. Gene Ontology annotation, biological process: mannose trimming involved in glycoprotein ERAD pathway; endoplasmic reticulum mannose trimming; carbohydrate metabolic process. The coding region runs from base 1 to 423 and encodes 140 amino acids. Gene Ontology annotation, cellular component: membrane; endoplasmic reticulum. The transcript is spliced from 3 exons. NCBI's taxonomy places the organism in Eukaryota, Metazoa, Chordata, Actinopteri, Acipenseriformes, Polyodontidae. The record is from RefSeq and is a predicted model, not a curated record.